Pseudocercospora fijiensis CIRAD86 is the source of this 1223-nucleotide messenger RNA. RefSeq lists its product as uncharacterized. The transcript is spliced from 4 exons. Gene Ontology annotation, cellular component: endoplasmic reticulum; endoplasmic reticulum membrane. NCBI's taxonomy places the organism in Eukaryota, Fungi, Ascomycota, Dothideomycetes, Mycosphaerellales, Mycosphaerellaceae. Bases 335 to 967 code for a protein of 210 amino acids. The record is from RefSeq and is a predicted model, not a curated record. Gene Ontology annotation, biological process: endoplasmic reticulum to Golgi vesicle-mediated transport; intracellular protein transport.
CUCUGGGAGCUUAUCGAUAACUUUCCGCCUCAAGCCACGUUUGAGUUUGAGCAAGAGCCACUCUGCGAUGACGUUGGCGUUGGCGUUGGCGCAUGGCAUCGCAUCGCAUCGUGGCCGUGCCAAGUUUGUAGGCUGCUCUUCGUUUGUGGACACCUCUACUACACAGAUUGUCAUACAAGUUCAGACACUUCACUUCCCUCCUGAAACACUCGACAUACCCUCCUUCGUCCGCUCAGCACCAUCACGGCCCUCAGUUGGAGUUUCGAGUUCCGAAGUAUCUCGCACAGCACAGAAACACCUCCCAGCAACCUGCGAGCUCUUGCAAACAGGAACCAUGACGCUCUACUACAGCCUCGUCUUCGCCCUCCUCGUCUUCGAGAUGACCGUCUUCAUGUCCCUCAUUAUCCCACUGCCCUUCACCAUCAAGCGCAAGCUGUUCACCUUCAUAUCCGAGAAUCCUCUGAUAGCCAAACUACAAUAUGGAUUAAAGAUCACAUUCAUAUUCAUCUUGAUCCUGUUCAUUGACAGUGUCAACCGCGUCUACCGCGUCCAGGUAGAACUGGCUCAGGCCAAGUACCAGGGUGGAGCGGCAGGUAUUGCCGCGGUGGCUGGCAGCGAACGCAUGGAGGUGCAAGCCCGCAAGUUCUACUCGCAGCGCAACAUGUACCUCUGCGGCUUCACCCUCUUCCUCUCCCUCAUUCUCAACCGCACCUACGUCAUGAUCCUCGAUACUCUCCGCCUCGAGGAGGAAGUCAAGAACCUCAAGGGCGAAAACCCAGGCAAGACCUCUUCUGGACUUGGUAAGGCUGGCGAUCUUGGCGAGAUCUCCGAGCUGAAGAAGCAGCUGAAGAAGAAAGACGUCGAGAUCGAGGCAUUGAAGAAGCAGGCUCAAGGUCUAAGCAACGAGUACAACCGUCUUGGUGACGAGGUCUCCGCUCCCGAUAACACCCCAAAGAAGGACCGGUAGAUACUGAAUUGGACACCCGCAUCGAGGAACAACACCAAUGAAUAUGAUAACACGGCCGUGAGAUGGAGCAUCUUUUGCUACCAUAUGACAAGACACAAAAAGAUCGGCCAUGAGAUGGAUAAUGGCACAACGGAUGAUCGAGAGGGAGGUUGAUGUACAGGGCAUUUAAGAAGCACAUGAGCUUCAACAUGAAAAGCACGAGCACCACGUAGGACUAGGUAUUUUUGCUAGGAAAUUAGAAAAUGCCUGUCCCCUG